AGGCCAUCGCUAGGUGACGAAUACAGCCAACAGCUGAGCAGGCUUAGGGGCGAGUGGAAAAUACGUGUAAUAUUUACCGAAAACGAACAGAAGCGAGAACGAUCCCCCCAUCAUCCAAAUGGAGACACCCACGGCCGACGAUCUGUUGCAGUUUCGCGACUAUAGCGGCGGAGCACCGGCCCAAAUCAAUGUGAACUCGCCAACACACGCCACCGGUGGAGGAUCGGGAUCUGGAUCGGGUGGAGCAGGUGCCAGUGGAGGAUUAGGCGGCAAUUCAAACGCCCAGCGCCAGCGCGGCGAUCCGCUGGCGGAUCUUAUCUACGACAUGAGCACUUCAGCCCAGACCUUGGCCGGCGGAGGAGUGCCAAAUGCGCAGAAUGCAUCACUGGACGGUUCGGGAGCGGGCGGCGGAGGCGGCAAGUUAUCUUUCCUGACCAUCGAGUAUUAUCAGCAGUUCUUCAACGUGGAUACCUACAUGGUGCUGGAGCGCAUCGUUAACUCGAUGAUCCCGAAAAGGGCGGCUGGCAACUAUCUGCGGAUGAACAUUGGCGAGAAUCCAGACUUGUACGGACCAUUCUGGAUCACCGUCACCCUGAUCUUCUCUAUUGCCAUAAGUGGAAACAUUGCCAGUUACUUGCAGCAGGCCAACGAUAAGUACACCUGGCACUACAACUUCCACCUGGUCUCCUAUGCGGCCACCUGCAUCUUCUUGUACGCCAACAUCCUGCCGGCUAUACUCUGGGCCCUGUUCAAGUACAGCCUAAAGCCCGUGGAUGCUUCGGAUGCCGUUGAAACGGACAGCGCCAGCUACACCCCGAGUCUCCUCUCACUGAUGUGCAUCUACGGCUACAGUCUGGCCAUCUACAUACCCGUUUCUAUUCUCUGGGUGAUUAAUAUCUCGGUGCUCCAGUGGCUCCUGGUUAUCACCGCCGCCCUGCUCUCGGGCACUGUUCUGAUUGCCGUUCUGACGCCCGCCUUGCGGAACUCCCAGUUCUCGCUGUUCCUCAUCAUUGGAAUCCUGAGUGCCCACUUUGUCCUGGCCGCCGGCUUUCUGCUUUACUUCUUCCACAGCCCGGAGCCCAAAGUGGAGGGGUCCCAUGGAUAUCUCCCGAUUCCCUCUGCGCCACCAGCGGCUGCUCUCAAGGCCGUUACCGAUGCGGCGGUCAAUGCUGGCGUUGUGGCCGGUAACCAGACCCACUAGACCAGAUCCCCAAAGGCAUUCCAUGCGGAGGCAGAACCUCGUCGUCGUCGUUUUCGUUGUAAAAUAAGUUUUCCUUACUAUACCAUCAUAGUUUGCGAUUUCCUAAGCUUGGAUAUCCAAGCAUUGUGCUUUAUAUUGUUUUUUUUUCAACAUUUGGCGACUGUGUAUUUAUAAUAAAUUAGAACUAGACGUAUGUGUA
Molecule: messenger RNA, 1400 nt
Organism: Drosophila bipectinata
Lineage: Eukaryota; Metazoa; Arthropoda; Insecta; Diptera; Drosophilidae
Product: protein YIPF1
Biological process (GO): vesicle-mediated transport
Cellular component (GO): membrane; Golgi apparatus
Molecular function (GO): small GTPase binding
Source: RefSeq, a predicted model, not a curated record